GUUUAAUUAAAAAAUGCUUUUUUAAACAUUUGUCACAAUUUGUGGUCAUUUAAUGAUCAGUGAUUUCAAGUGAAGACAUUUCAUUGGAGUGAUACCACCAAUUGAGUCGAUGGCAGAUAAUGUGUUGAUAUUGAGGGGAUCGAAAGGUCUGUCUUUAGUAAAUGGAGACAAUCCUUACAACGAGCUCAAGUCACUGAUCGCUUCCAACACUGUGCGGGCCAUUGAUGUGUCCACUGAUGGCAAAUAUCUGGCAUUUGCUGACAACAACUCUGUCAAAGUGGUGACACUUCCCGGAUGUGAUGCUGUGUUUGAGAAAAGCGGUGUUAACUUGAAUUUCAUAAAGUUAUCGCCGAAGGGAACCAUAUUAGCGACUUGGCAUCACUUGAGCACAUCCAGCGCUCCCAACAAUCUUAAUCUCUACAAUGUCUUCACGCAAACACAUCUCAUCGGAAUGGCGCAGAAGAAGCCGAGCCGUUGGUGUCCGCACUGGACGGACGACGAGUCGGUUUGUGUCCGACAUCUGAAUAUGGAAUUGAAUUUCUAUUCAGACAAUCACUUCGAGAGGUACGCCCACCGGAUGUGCUCACAAAAAGUGGCCAAUUAUUCAAUGGUGACCAACAGUGGCACGGGCUGUCACUACGUGGCCUGUUAUACGGUGGGAGUGAAAGGUCAGCCCAGUUUCGUACGGAUCUAUCAGUUCCCGCGCUUCGACGGCAUAGCCAUCGCCAACAAGAGCUUCUAUAAAGCAGAU
Messenger RNA from Oppiella nova, 751 nucleotides. The record is from the annotation of a GenBank genome assembly. Lineage: Eukaryota; Metazoa; Arthropoda; Arachnida; Sarcoptiformes; Oppiidae.